This is a messenger RNA of Williopsis jadinii, 636 nucleotides long. Its product is annotated as CUE domain-containing protein. The coding region runs from base 1 to 636 and encodes 211 amino acids. The transcript has a single exon. The record is from RefSeq and is a predicted model, not a curated record. NCBI's taxonomy places the organism in Eukaryota, Fungi, Ascomycota, Saccharomycetes, Phaffomycetales, Wickerhamomycetaceae. Gene Ontology annotation, molecular function: ubiquitin binding.
AUGGCUGAUAACACCACGAUAACAUUUGUGGUGACACUUGUUGUUGCGUUCGUCUUUCUAAGAUGGUUCGUUAACUCUGAAGAGUCGGAGGUGAUUUCACCUCUUGAUCAGCUUGACGUUGCCUCUGGCGAUACAGAUGCCACUGGAAGAGCCAACCACGAUGCACAUCCGAUACGUCGUGCCGUCACCACUGAUAUGGUUGAGGUGGUACAGAGCAUCGCACCUCAUCUGUCUGUGGAGCAGAUCCAGUAUGACCUGCAACGAACUGGGUCUGUGCAGGAGACCGUGGAGCGUGUGCUGAGUGAGGGAACAUUGCCCUAUCCACCAGGGUAUACACAGCGUUCUGCGUCUAGUGGCGCCACUAGAAACGAUACACACGAGGCAAAUGGUGACAGAAGAAACAAGGUGGACAAUAUCAAGUCAGAAAACUUGUUGAAGAAGUACAAUGUUGACGAGAUGAGCUCUUCUGACUCAAGCAGCGUUGAGAAGAAGACCGUCAAGGCCCAAUGGUCAGACUCACCAGAUGUGAGGGCUAAGACACUACAGGAGAAGAAGGCUGAGAUGAUCUUGAAGGCUAGAAAGCGAUUACAGGCACAGCUGUCCAAUGAACAGGAUUUAAGCGUGUUGACUGAAUGA